CCCAGGGUCCCUCACCGACGCUCCCUCGGCAGAGACCCCCAGCUGCGGGGAGACACAGGACAACACAGGGAUGGAGAAGGAUGGUGUUUUAACUGCUCAGAUGGUCUCCAGCAGUGUAUCCCAACUUGGACACUUUGGCACCGGGAUGCAACGCUCAUACCACAGCCUUUCUCUACCUAGUCACAAUCUCAGUGACAUAUCUGUGUUAUGCAAUUAUGUCUAUCUUCAAAAGCUGGAGCUGCCACACAACAAAAUUAGAGAUUUAUCCUGCGUGAGCCACAUGCCCUACCUCGUCAUCCUGGAUGCCUCUCACAACGAAAUCUCCAACUUCUUUGAAUUCCAGCCACCCAAGAACCUAAAGGAGGUCAAUUUCUCCCACAACCGCAUGAUAAAAAUGAAGGAUUUGUCAGCCUAUUUGUCACUUAGUAGACUGGAUCUGGACUAUAACAGCUUCCGUGAGAUCAGUGGACUUGAGCAAUGUUGCAAGCUGAUCCAUCUCAGCCUGGCACACAACAGGAUCUCAAGGAUCAGCGGACUGGACAGUCUGCCUCUCAGACACCUCUGCCUUCGGGGGAACCAGCUGGAGACAAUUGAAGGGUUGGAGAACCUGAAGAGCCUGCAAGUUCUCGAUUUGUCUAUGAAUCGUGUCAGCAGUCUGUCAGGCCUCCAGAAUCUCCACCUAUUGGGCUCCAUCAACCUGGAGAAAAACCUGAUAAGUGAAAUUCAGGAGUGCAAGCACAUUCACAAUAUUCUCCUGCUGAGAGACCUGAAUCUGCUGAGAAACCCUGUACAGGAACAACCUGAUUACAGGCUGGCAGUCAUCUUCCUCCUUCAGCAUCUGACUGUGCUGGAUCAAGAAAUAGUCAGUGCUGAAGAAAAGGUGUCCUCAGUAAACAAGUAUGACCCUCCUUUGGAUGUGGUGGCAGCCAGAGAUCACAUGACCCACCUUGUGUAUCAGCUGAUGCAGCCCCAGGUCCUGUAUGACAGCAGUACGCUGCCCAGUGCAGACUCUCCGUACCCCAUGCUGGUGCUGACAGGUCCUCAAGGCUGCGGGAAGAGAGAAUUGGCUCACAGACUGUGUCAGGAGUUCAACGAAUACUUCGCUCAUGGAACAUGUCACACCACAAGGGCGCCCUACUUUGGAGAGGAGAAUGGACUUGAUUACCAUUUUGUCAGCGAGGAGGACUUUCAGAACAUGAUUCCUAUGGGUAAGUUUAUCCAGACCUUGCAGUAUGGGGGUCACAGCUACGGUCUGACCAGGGAUGCCAUAGAGGACGUGGCUAGAGAAGGACUGGCCUGCUGUGUGCACAUGGAGCUGGAGGGUGUGUUCAGUCUGAAGAACAGCUACUUUGAGCCUCGAUACAUCCUCCUGAUUCCCGUGCAGGUGGAGACGUACAUGGGCCACCUGAAAGACCGUGGACUCUAUACCCCAGCACAGAUUGAUGUUGCGGUGUCACGCAUAGAGCUCUACGCCAACACCAACAGGCAACGUCCGGGAUUCUUCGAUAAUGUUAUCCCCUGUGAUGAUCGGGAGGAAGCCUACCAGACGCUGAGACAGGUAGUGAAGAGCUACCUGUUGCUAGAGGAGCAGGAGGAAGGCGAGAACAACAACAGAGCAUCUCCUGACAACACCUCCACAGGUCAGGAGCCAGAGGAGAAGCCGCCCUCAGCCCCGCCAAGGUCAGGAUCAGACUCCCUCACGUCACACUCUGACACAGCUCUUGACCCCUCCGAUCCCUCCUACAGAUCCUAUUUCACCAAGAUCCAAGCAGAGCUCAGCCCUCAGAAGAGCCCUGCUGAGCUAGCCUCCAUCAGGAGGCGUGAGCAGCUGGUGAGGGAGGCAAUAGUGGGGAAGAGUCCAGGGGUCUACAGCCAGCUCUUCAAAAGUACUGCUCAAACGGCACCAUCAUCACUACACAAUCAGGAUCUUGGCUCCCAUUUUCAUGAGGACAGCAGCUCCGAUGAGUCUCGUGCCAGCUCGGCUCUGUCGGUGCCCAGUUCGGCCGGAGCCUUGUCUGGCUUCGUGGAACCACUUGAUACCUCUGUCCUGGGACACACUGUGGAAACAGCCAAAGAUCCGGCUGCAUCAGACCAACCACCCGACACCCCUCGCCCAGGAACAGAUCAAGCACCUGCAAUUGUGUCUCCCUCUUCUGAACGACGCCCAGGAUCCAACGUUAAGCCCAUCCUGCCACCGAUCCCCACUGGGCGCAAGACCCCUGCUGCACCCAGUCCAGCUCCAUCACCUAGACCCGACCCAAACCCAGCAGUCGAAGAGGGAGGAGAUACAAACAUGGAGGAAUAGCUCGAUAUCUGACAUCUAAGAAAAGCUGCAGAUAGUUAUAAUAACAGAAUACUAUUUUGUUAGCAUUAGAAGAAAAUGAGAUGAAGUAAAUCAGUCAGUAAAUAUGUAAUAGUACAUGAUUAUAUAUAUAUAUAUUUAAGCUCGGCCUCUGUAACUACAAAAGUUGUCAGUCAACCACAAAACUAAGUGUUUGUUGUUAUUUCACCGCAAAAUACAUGAACUGUGGUGUGAUACA
Stegastes partitus (bicolor damselfish) is the source of this 2540-nucleotide messenger RNA. It is a transcript of the gene lrguk, whose product is annotated as leucine-rich repeats and guanylate kinase domain containing. Gene Ontology annotation, cellular component: cytosol. The record is from RefSeq and is a predicted model, not a curated record. The transcript is spliced from 20 exons. The coding region runs from base 71 to 2305 and encodes 744 amino acids. Gene Ontology annotation, molecular function: protein binding; GMP kinase activity. NCBI's taxonomy places the organism in Eukaryota, Metazoa, Chordata, Actinopteri, Pomacentridae.